AUGCCCCGUGGAAACGAAGCCGCCCCCAAGAUCUUCUACAAGGGUCGCUCUGACGACUUCAUCGUCUUCGUUGACGAUCUUGACAUCCUUCAGAAGUGGAAGAAUGACCGGAGCAUCGCCCUCGCCAAUGUCUUGAAUGGUUGGAAAAUCUUCCUGACCCAUUCCCACGGAGCACAAGGUGUUCUUGACACCGCCAGCCAGAGUUCUCUGCAGAACGAGUUCGGUACCACCGAUGAGGAUGCAUGCAUCACCAAGAUCCUCGAAGGCGGGGAAUACCAAGCCUCCGCGGCACGCGAGCGCGAGGGAAUCAAGAACGAUUCUAUGGGCGGUAUGGGUGUUACUCGCUAA
Molecule: messenger RNA, 348 nt
Organism: Penicillium paradoxum
Lineage: Eukaryota; Fungi; Ascomycota; Eurotiomycetes; Eurotiales; Aspergillaceae
Product: SBDS family protein
Exons: 3
Coding region: 1-348 (115 amino acids)
Source: RefSeq, a predicted model, not a curated record